UCCAAGUUAGCGUGUAGUGAAAAAAGCAUUUUCGUCUCUUUGUUUACACCGUGGAUAGGUCCUGUAAAUGUUUGAGUUGUUAAAUAUUUAGUUGCUGAAAAUUAUGUCUCAACGAAAUUUGACGGAUUUGUAUUCCAUGCUACGAAAUAAUGUUGUGUAUAAUAAACAUUUAUAUACGGAUACGAACAACUCUGAUCAUAUCGCACUUCUUGACCAUGGAUUAAAUGAAGCCGAUGAUCCUGAGCAACCCGCCUGGAUUAGAAUUUACGACGACAUUGUUUGUUUACUCACCAGAACUCAAACCAAAAUUGACGAUUUGGUUCAUAUUCAAGAUGCUCCUGCUCGUUUGGUACUCAAUGAAAACGGUGGUGACGAAUUAAAGGGUGGCCAGUUUAUAACUGAAAGAAAUGCUCGUUUUCACUCGUAACAUACACCCCCGCGGUGGGUAAGACUCGCAGGAUACCCUCAAUCCACGAUACUCGUUACACCUCGUCAUUAAUGGGUAGAACUGCUAUCUUCGUGGUAGCUCGU
Molecule: messenger RNA, 531 nt
Organism: Aedes aegypti (yellow fever mosquito)
Lineage: Eukaryota; Metazoa; Arthropoda; Insecta; Diptera; Culicidae
Exons: 4
Coding region: 104-427 (107 amino acids)
Source: RefSeq, a predicted model, not a curated record